AUGUUGGUACAAAAAAGUGUUCCUUAUCUCUCCCACAGUUUGGCUUUGUAUCCAACAGCAGCAGCUCUAGCGAGCACAGGGCGGAGGGGCUUCCUCAAUAGGCGUAUGAUAAGCAAUAUGUCAGCUAGUUUGGGAGGUGCUCUUUUCAACGCCCCACCAACUAAGGUGACCACCCUACCCAAUGGGCUGCGUGUUGCUACUCAGCACACCUUCACGGAAUCUGCCACUGUUGGGGUUUGGAUUGACGCGGGCUCGCGAUAUGAGACGAAAGAAACCAAUGGCACGGCCCAUUUUCUAGAGCAUCUAGCUUUCAAAGGAACGCAGCGGAGAUCGAGAAUUCAGCUAGAGAGAGAAGUUGAAGAUAUUGGAGCUCAUCUGAAUGCCUAUACUUCUCGAGAACAAACAGUAUACUAUGCAAAGACACGUCGCGAGUGCGUUGGUCAAGGCCUCGACAUACUAUCGGAUAUACUUCAACAUUCUAAGCUUGAACGAAGGGCUAUUGAGGAGGAAAGAGGUGUUAUUCUGCGAGAAAUGGAAGAAGUGAAUAAGUCGCUGGAAGAGGUUAUUUAUGACCAGUUGCAUAUAGCGUGUUUUCGUGAGGACCCUCUAGGAUACACAAUCCUUGGCCCUGUGGAGAAUAUAAGGUCGAUACAACGUGACAAUUUGGUUGAUUACAUUUCUGAUAACUACAAAGCUGACAGGAUGGUGGUUGCGGCGGCCGGGCCGGUGGAGCACGAAGACAUUGUUAAAUGUGCUGCGGAAAAAUUUGGUAAUUUGCCGAAGUCUUCAAGUCCCCGUCGUAUCAUCCAGAAGCCACAUUUUGUAUCUUCGGAGCUGCUCUCGACGACGGAUGCGUUGGGAGCAGCUGGUCACGUGGCAGUAGCUUUUGAAGGCGUGCCUUGGACUAGUCCCGAUUGUAUCACAUUCAUGCUAAUGCAGCAAAUAGUGGGGGGAUAUAACUCGGCGUUUCAAGGGUUGAUACCGCCUACGCUGUCGGCGAACUCGUCGAUACAGGCUGUUGCGAGAGCGCCUAGUGAGGAAGGAAGUUCGACAUGGAUUGAUUCAUUCACCGCCUUUAAUACGUGUUAUAAAGACACUGGUCUGUUCGGGUUUUAUGUGGCCAGCCCGGAGCAAGCAGUGAAUAGAGCUAUUGGUAUAGCCGAGGAUAUUGGUCGGCAGCUGUUGGUGUAUGGUCGUCGGAUUAGCCCUGCUGAGUUCGUGAAAAGGCUUGAUCAAAUUGACCACUAUGAGGUCCGUCGAGUGGCACAGAAGCACCUUAUGGGGAAGCCGGUGACGAUGACAGGGGUUGGAAUGGUUCAAAAUGUCAUGCAGUUGUCGGAGGUGCAGAAGCUUGCACAGUGGAGUGCGGCGGCGGGGGCGAGGACUGCUGCUGCUGGGGUGUUUUACCUCAAUGUUAUCUUCGGCUGGAGGGACUUUCUUGUCCUUUUUGCUGGUGGGGUUUUUAUGGGGUUCAACGACGCCUUUUUUGAAGGAGAGCUCGAGUGA
Perkinsus marinus ATCC 50983 is the source of this 1506-nucleotide messenger RNA. RefSeq lists its product as hypothetical. Gene Ontology annotation, cellular component: mitochondrion. Gene Ontology annotation, biological process: proteolysis. Gene Ontology annotation, molecular function: metalloendopeptidase activity; metal ion binding. NCBI's taxonomy places the organism in Eukaryota, Perkinsozoa, Perkinsida, Perkinsidae. The coding region runs from base 1 to 1506 and encodes 501 amino acids. The transcript is spliced from 13 exons. The record is from RefSeq and is a predicted model, not a curated record.